This is a messenger RNA of Tricharina praecox, 3648 nucleotides long. RefSeq lists its product as uncharacterized. The transcript has 3 exons. Gene Ontology annotation, molecular function: pyridoxal phosphate binding; protein binding. Lineage: Eukaryota; Fungi; Ascomycota; Pezizomycetes; Pezizales; Pyronemataceae. Gene Ontology annotation, cellular component: cytoplasm. Gene Ontology annotation, biological process: amino acid metabolic process. The coding region runs from base 1 to 3627 and encodes 1208 amino acids. The record is from RefSeq and is a predicted model, not a curated record.
AUGUCUCUCCCAGCGUUCUCCUUCCCCUUCACCCACUGGACCUCGUCCGCGCUCUCCCUGACCAGCACGGCCACAGUAACCACCUCUUACCAAAGCCGGACGCACCUCCUCCUUGGCCUCUCAACAGGGGAGAUCAGCGUCUUCCAUCUCCGUUCUACCUCUCCACCCCAGCUUCUCGGGCGGCUGCUCGGCCACCGCGCGCCCAUCCUCUCGCUCCACCCCCUCGUCUCCCCCUGCGAAACCGCCGCCGCCGCCGCGGGAGAAUACGUCCUCAGCCUCGAUGCGCAGGGCGCGCUGUCGAAAUGGAGUACCGACGACUGGCGCUGUGUCGUGGCUGCGCCUGCGCCCGUGGUGGAGAGGCCGAGGGGGUUGAAGGUGCUGGGCGGUGUGCUCGCCGUGUACGCGUGUGCCACGCAGGUGGUCCUUGUGGAUCCGGUUAGUCUGGAGACGGUGGGGGUUUGGGGGGUGAGGGAUUGGGCUGUUCCUUUGGAAAUGUGGGAGGGGGAGGGGGUGGGCGGGGAGGUGGGGGAGAAGGAGGGGGAGGGAGUGCUGACGCUACUGGCCACUGGAGAGGUCGAGAGCUGGGUUGUGGAAAGGGAUGUGGGGAAGGUUGCAGGCGGGGUUGUGGUCCGGAGGGUUUCGGGGGUGAGGAUGGUAGGGGUGCGGGAGGAGUGGGGGCGGAUUACGGGGUGGGAGGCGGUGGAUGGGGGCUGGCUGGUCGUGCAAGACCGCGGGUUGUCGUUUCAUACGCUGGCUGCUGCUGGCUCCGCGGGCUCCGCAGGCUUCGUGAAGAUGCAUGAGGUCGCGGUGCCCGCGAGGGUGGUCAGCGUUGAGCUGGGGACCGCACGCAGGACGCUCAUUGUCCACACCGGCGAUGGGAGGGUUAAGGUUUUUACGGUCAAGGGGCAGCAAUUGGAGGAGCUAGCAGAGUGGACGCCGCCGAAAGAGGCGUUUGAGCACGAUGUGGUCAUGAAUGUCGCGGCGUUUUUUGAUGCCGUCAAGGGCGAGGGCGAGGUCGUGGUCUCCAGUAGGCCGAAGGUGCAGAGCCCUGGCAGGAGGCCCGGGAUUGAUAUUUCUGUGGCGGAGAUACGCAGGACCGAGGAGGGCAUGGAAAUCGUUAAUUGGAAUGAAAAAGCACUCACGAGCAUCAGUGAACGCCAUGACCCGGGACAUCCUGAAGCUCCCUCCACUUGCUCGGAGGUCUUCUGUAACAUGCUCGCCAUCGCCCACGGCGCCACAGUGCACCUGUACUCCUUGACCGCGUUUCUCCUCUCCUACCACGAUCCCACCGCUUCCAUUCCGCUUCCGACCCAGGACUCACCCUCGUCCAUCUGCAUCCUCAGAUCUGUGCGCAUAAGUGAGUACGUCGGCGCCGGCCGCAACGCCGGGAUCUCCGGUGGGAAGGAAUACCUCAUUGCGGGCACGCAGACGGGGGAUCUCUACAUCAUUUCGUCGCCGUCGAACCACUGCUCCGUGCGGCUGCCACUCUUCACCAGCGCGGUUGAGUCCGCAUACCUUCUCCCAUCGAACCUGGGCCGGCGCCUGCGCUCCACCCUGCUGGUCAGCUCCGAAGACGGCACCGCCUGCGUCGUCGAUGUCGAGAGGGCGCGGGUCAUGGUCAUGUUCCCGAGCCACGAGUGCUCGCGUCUCGAGGCGUUCGCGACCAAGCAGGGGAGGAACCUCCUUGCGCUCGUGUAUGAAGACGGGGUGCGCCGGGAGUGGAGCAUGGGCGAGGAGGAUGGCGGCGUGCUCGUCAACCCCCCGCCGUCGAGGGGGACAAGUAUUGCCGUGAGCACGCAAAUGUCCGUCGAGGAGCGAUCGGCAACAGCGUCGACAGGCUCGGAGAGUAUUUCCUCGGCAGACCGGGCUGCAGUAGAGUGGCGUGUCGUACACCUGCUGCAACUAGCCGUCGAUGAUGAGGAGGAGGGCAUGGCGAGCCCCGACGGAACACUGCAGCUCAUGGAUGACUUCUGCCGCAUUGGCCUGCCGACCGCCAGCAUCAGUGUUCGCGCGGUCCUGGCGGGGCUCGAGACGGCGAUCGAGACGGCGGCGCAGCGCAGUCGCAAAGCCGAACGCAGGGUCGUCGGGAAUCAUCCGGCCAUCGUGGCGGCGAAAAGUCUGCUGACCGCAUUGGUGCCCGGCGGGACCGAUCAGCUGUUUCUGGACGAUCACGUCGAGGAUGAUGAUGAGGAUGAGGAUGAGGACGCUGAUACCGGUGAGUGGAGGUUCGCGGUCGAUCAGUUCUUUUUCCAUCGGAAGCGGCCUGCAACACUUGGGCAGAUUGGCGCGGGCGGAAGAGUUUCGAUGCUCGCGCCCUCCGCAAAUCUUGGUGAAGAGGUUUCGCCCACGGUCACGUCCAUCAAGCUGCUGGCGGCCCUCGCGCUGAUCUCAGCGCUCCUGGAGGCGACGGGGAAGAAGGAGCUGAUGAAUACCGUGCUCGAGAAGAUGCUGCAGCGACAUCUGGGGAAGAAACAGGUUGCGCUGGGCGUGUUUGCGAAGUUCUGGUCGGAUGCGAACCCGCUGAUCAGAUGGGUUGCGCGGGAGUGUCUGGAUGCGUUCAUGAGUGCCCUGACCGAAGAGGAGAGGAAGGUUACCGUCGAGUAUUGGAGAGGUUAUCUCCCCUGCUUUGUCCCCCCGGAGCUAUCGUCUACGAAGGAGGUUGCCAGAUCGGUUAUUCUGCUCGGGAAACUCAUCUCGGAUUAUGAUGAUGAUCGAAGCUAUGAUGAGAGUUUGAAGAAAGCCGUAGCCCGUAGUGCGGAGCUUCUCCUCAACGAAGAAAAUCCACUCUACCAAGACACGGCGAUAGAAGUAAUCGGCUACUCAUGGUCCACCUUCGAGAAGCACUUUGACGCCUAUUCCGCCCUGCACAACCUAAUCCGCAUAUCCACGACCACCACCACCCCCGCGCGCCGCACAAACCUGCAUCGAUGCUUCAUCUCGAUCGCCUCUAAAAACAGUCUCCUCCUCGCCUCCAGUCUAGCAAACAACAUAAACCACCACACACCCACCUCGACACCCACCGCCUCCCUCGCCGCCACCACCCUCUCCACACUCGGCGCCCUCUCCACCGCCGCAAUCCACAUCGUCACCGCGAUCGCCAGCUCCUCGCCCACGCUCCUCCCCUCACCAGUACUCCACACGAUCCUCUCCGCCGUGAUCAAAACGCUCGAUCCCAACUCCGGCUUACGGGAAAAGAUCCUCCCCGCGGUCUCCACCCUCGUCGACACGCUCACAUCGGUGUACCACACCAUCGCCUUCCACCGGCCCACUCAGCGCCUCGCCAUCUCCGCCUCCCCCGCCACAAUCAUCGUCUACGACAUGAAAAACUGCUCCACCCUGCACAUCCUUGAUGGCCAUAAGGGACUGGCGAGCCAGCUCGCGUUCAGUACCGAUGGGAAAUGUCUCGCUGCAGUAGCGGAAAGUGAGCUGUGUGUUUGGAAGUUUGUAGGCGGCCUCCUGAGCUACCUCGGCACGGCGACUACCGGCGAGAGCGAUCGCUGCUUGCAGCCGAAGGUGAGGAGGAAGCUGGGCAAUGAGGUGGCGGAGGUGGCGGGAGAGGGGGCGGGAGAGGUUAGGUGGAUCGCUGAGAGGAGGGUGGUGGUCGGUGGGGUUGAGGUGGUGGUGUAAUUAACUGGGGACUGUAGACGG